Messenger RNA from Chelmon rostratus (copperband butterflyfish), 1482 nucleotides. RefSeq names its product TIP41, TOR signaling pathway regulator-like (S. cerevisiae) (gene tiprl). Bases 169 to 996 code for a protein of 275 amino acids. The record is from RefSeq and is a predicted model, not a curated record. Gene Ontology annotation, biological process: TOR signaling. The transcript has 8 exons. Gene Ontology annotation, cellular component: cytosol. NCBI's taxonomy places the organism in Eukaryota, Metazoa, Chordata, Actinopteri, Chaetodontiformes, Chaetodontidae.
CUCAACAAAAAAAGAUUAUUCGACUGUAACCAACGUCUGCUGGGCAACUGACUGAUGAACAAGUAGCGGAACCACAGCGUGAGCGUAUUAAACUUUUACCGGACUGUGUUUAGCGGCGCACUCAAGUAGCUUCCAUGACCGGUAGCAUUUGACAACAAUACUAAGUUGAUGUUUGCUUCUCUGUCCACGAUGAUGUCACAUGGGUUCAAGAGCAGUAAGCAGGACUUCACCUUUGGACCAUGGAAGGUGACUGCUGCCAAAGAUCACAUCAUGAAAUCCAAAGACAUUGAGCGGUUAGCAGAGGAGAUGAGCAUGCCUUCCCUUCCAGAGAUGCUAUUUGGGGACAAUGCCUUGCGCAUCCAGCACACAGAUGGCUACGGCAUUGAAUUCAAUGCCAUUGACGCCCUUAAGAGAGUCAACAACAUGGAGGAUGCUGUCAAGGUGGCCUGUGCUCAGGAAUGGCAGGAGAGCAGAGUGGAUUCUGAACACUCCAAAGAGGUGGUGAGACCCUAUGACUGGACAUACACCACAGACUACAGAGGUACUCUGAUAGGAGAAGGUAUGCAGAUAAAGGUGACUAAGACAGCAGAACGUAUCGAUAUGGAGAAGUUGAAAGCUCGGGAACAAAUCAUGUUCUUUGAUGAGGUGCUGUUGUUUGAAGAUGAGCUGCAUGACCACGGAGUCUCAAUGAUCAGUGUCAAAAUUAGGGUGAUGCCCACCAGUUUCUUCUUGUUGCUGCGUUUCUUCUUACGAGUGGACGGAGUGCUGAUUAGAAUAAAUGACACACGGCUGUAUCAUGAGGCUGGAAAGAAGUACAUGCUACGAGAGUUCAGCACAAGGGAAAGCAAAAUAGCAGAACUUAAGAAUGUUCCUGCUGCACUGUACACUGAUCCAAAUGAGAUCGCUCAGCACUUAACCCUGAAGCUGACAGAGUGUGAGAAGCUGGAGCUUCCUGAGAUGCAGCCUCAGACAGCUGUUAAUGAAGUCCUUCAGUGACCAGUAUACGCCAUGUAGACCAGAUCCACAUAUACAUGUUGCAUGAUGAAAACUGGGUAUAACAGUCUUAAACCACAUUCUUAAUCUUACAGCAACAUAAACCCAGAUUUCCCCUACAAAUAUCUAUACAGGAUUAGUUUUUAUAUGUGACCACUAUGAUGUGUUCUUAAAACUGCAACCUGACUUUAGACAGAUCCAGUAUGUUCACAGUGCAGCUUGAUGCUCUGUAAUAUCUUAGAAACGUUAACCCCAGGUAAAUACUAUGGUCCAGUUUCUGGCUUUGUUCAUAUUAGAACUGCCUUUGUUUUAUGAUACAGUUUUCACUGUCAAGUCGACUGUAUUUUCUGAAGUCAAUGUGAUUAAGAAUUGCUGUAAAUAUGUCUACUGUAUUUUCUAUGGUGACUAACUGACGGUGAAAAUUUUGUUUCCAUUUGCAAGUCAAACACAUGUGAAUAUGUCUACCACAUGGCUAAAUAAAUUUGUGCA